Messenger RNA from Anguilla rostrata (American eel), 4503 nucleotides. RefSeq names its product cytokine receptor common subunit gamma-like. Gene Ontology annotation, cellular component: external side of plasma membrane. Lineage: Eukaryota; Metazoa; Chordata; Actinopteri; Anguilliformes; Anguillidae. The transcript is spliced from 8 exons. Gene Ontology annotation, molecular function: cytokine receptor activity; protein binding. The coding region runs from base 429 to 1487 and encodes 352 amino acids. Gene Ontology annotation, biological process: cytokine-mediated signaling pathway. The record is from RefSeq and is a predicted model, not a curated record.
ACACAGGUCCGAAAAGGUACAAUGCUCAUUAUGUAGCAGUAAUGCAUAGCCAUGAACACCAAGUCUGGUUCACACAGUAAGCAUAGGCUAGGUCAGAAAGUUAUGUUAAGUCAGACUUUCUGAGGACGUAGCUGACGACAAGCUACAACAUCAAGUUAAUGAUACACGUUUAAUAUAAGUGCUGGAUGGAGAUACGAGUGUAACAUGAAAGUACAAGAGGAACAAGAUAGAAGGAUACAAGUGAUGUCAGCAAUCCUGGAUUGGGUGUUCCCUGCAGAGUAGUGAUAGUUAGUCCAGGUACAAGGACAAAGACAAAUGUGGUCUUCCUGACAUUCUGUUGGGAGGAAGUGUGAUAUUCAGAAAGGAAGAGACAUACACACAGCGCAGUUUUACCUCGUGUUUCUGAAGGUCCGCUCACUCCUCUCAAGAUGCUUUUGGGAUUUGUCUUCUUUUUCUUCUCCCUGGGAUACGUGACCUGCGCUGUGCCCAAUGUGAGCUGUACAAUCAUGAACUUGGAAUAUAUAGACUGCAGCUGGAGUGAAAAUGGGAUCCCAGAGUUCAACUAUACUUUCCAGAGCAGUUUGAAGAACAAAGACAGCUUCAGAGAGUGUCCCACCUACCUACAGGAGGGGGCACACACUGUGGGCUGCAGGCUACCUUAUGGAAAAAACAAUCAGUUUGAACGAUUCUUCAGCAACCUGUCUUUGGACAACAGCUUCUCGUGGAAUGAGCAGGAAAUUGACCUUAAAAAUAGGGUGAAACUGAUGCCCCCCCACAAUCUGUCAGUAGAGAGGCAAAGUGGCUCUGAGCUGUGGCUGUACUGGAAUAUUAGUGCACCAAGCACCUGUGUGGAGAGUGAGGUGUCCUAUAGGAAGAACACUGACCAGGUGGAGAAAACAACCGGUGGAUUACCUGGCAAGUCUUUCAGCCUGCCCUUCCCAUCAGAGAACUACCGCUAUACUUUCCGAGUGAGAACCCGUGUGACGGACUCUUGUGUCCGGUCCAACUGGAGUGCCUGGAGCACACCUGUGUACUGGGGUGAAAUAAAAGGGAAUAGUACAAGCACAGAACCAAAUGAUGGACACUCCAUGAACUGGCUGACAUUUGUGAUAGCAGUCGUGGGCUGUGUGCUGUUUGUCGCAGUUUUUGUUGGUUUCCUGUUUCAAAAUGAGAGGCUGAGGGUCAUCCUUAUUCCAAUUGUGCCAAAUCCUAGCAAGACCCUGGAUGAGCUUCUUUAUACCUACAACGGAAAUGUGGAGGACUGGCUCCAUAUCUCCCACGACUUUGUGGCAGGAUUCAAGCCCAACUUCUCUGAGCCUGCCUGUCCCGUGCAAGAGUACAGCCUCGUUCCUCAGACGAGCCUCAGUGGUUCAGAGGGUUCUCUUCCAGUUCUCUUUGAUGAAUCAGAUUGCCUGUACACAUCGUGCUCCACCUCUAAUUCCAGCAUACCUUCCUCACCCGCAAAUACACCUCCUGGCUUGGUUUAAAAAAACCAAAAGCAAACCUAUUCCUCAUGGUGGACGAAGUACACAAAUCCUGUACGGAUACCCUUGCUAAAUAUUACUCCACUAGAAGUAUCUGUUUUUAAAAAUACUUAAGUAUCAAAAUACAGUAGGCGAACUAAAUUGUUCACCUCCUAACAUACUGUAUGUAAGAGUGAAAACUGGUAUAAAUACAAAUUCACAGUUUAAUUAAAAAAAAUGGAACAAAGGCACCAUCAAUUCCAAUAUUUCACUAUCAAAUCAAGACAUAUUGAGGUUUCCUGGCGACUUAAGGUCUUUCCACACCAAGGACGUGACGAAUAAACGACACAAAAAUGCGAAUAAUUCAAAUUUUGACGCGCCUGACUAUUCACAUCAAGCGCGACGUGAUACAUUAUUAAAGGUUCUAAAAAAAUCGUCUUAUCCUAUAAUUUGUGAAAAGGUUAGAGAACAUAUGUGGAGGAAUUUUUGACCAUUGCUCCAUGUAGAACUUUUCAGAAUCAUUGAUAUCUUUGGGUUUGCGCUUAUGGACCCCCCCCCCCCCCCCUUUUCAGUUCAGAACACAGGUUUUUGAUGGAAUUUAAGUUUGGAGACUGAGAUGUCCAUUGGAAAUCAUGGAUGUUGAUUUCACUUAAGCAUUUCUGUUUAGAUUUUGAUGUAUGCUUGAAGUCAUUGUCCUGCUGGACAAUCUACCUAAGUCCUGGCUUCUUAGCAGAGACAACCAAAUUUUCUGCCAGAAUUUCCUGGUACUUUGUUGAAUUCAUUGUGCCAUUGAUCUAAAAUAGUGCCCCAGGACCAUUUCCAGCAAAACAUCUCCAAAAUAUCAAUGACCCACCUCCAUAUUUGACCGUAGGUAUGAGGUGCUUCUCCUGUAUGCAUUCCUCUUUUGCCGCCAAACAUGUCAAUGGUGUGUAUGGCCAAAACGUUCAAUUUUGGUCUCAUCUGACAAUAGCACUGUCUUCCAGUCAUAAUUCCAAUGAGGUUUGGCAAGCUCCAGAUUCUUGGUUUUGUUUAUUGUGCUCAGUAAGGGCUGUCUUUGUGCCACCCUUCCAAAGAGUUAGUUGGUAUGGAGGUGCCAUUUUAUGUUUUUUUUAGACUUGUUGACCGCAAGAAACAAACCAAUCUCUGCAAUUCUUAAACACUGAUCCUUGGGUUAUUAAUGGCCUCCCUCACCAUCUUCCUCACCGUCCGUGGGGACACCAUGCACUUGCUUCCUCUUCCUGGCAAAUUUGCAACCAUUCCAUAUGUUUUACACCUUUUUAUUAUUGCCCUUACAGUGGUAUGUUUAACCGUUUAUGUCUUUUUUGUGCCCAUUACCAGACUUGUGACGGUGAAUUACCAUCGGUCUCUUCUGAAUGGACAGUUAUUUGGCUUUUCCCAUGUUGAUGGAUGACAAAGGGAUUUUGUGUGCUUGUUACCUCAUUACCUUAUUCUCUAGUGCAACUGGAAGUGAUGGAAUGACACAAUAUAGUUCCUUUAGACUGCGAUGAACUAAAUUAAGUGAAAUUGUAUUGCCAAUUUCAUUUUGUUUAAUUUUACUUACAAUAAUUGUUAGGGGUGCCAAUAAUUAUAGCACCUAUGGUUUUCAGAAAAAAUUAGAUUACUUAAUUUAAAACAAAUGAAGUGUGAGAGUAAAUUAUUGAAAUAAAAGUAUAUAGUUUUCCCAUAUGUUUGAACAUAACAUCUGUGUCAUUUAUUAUAUACAGCCUUUUUUCUUCAUUUUUAUUAAGGGUGCCAAUAAUUCUGGAGUCCACUGUAUGCCUUAGGCAUACCCAGAAGUCCUCAAUAAUAAUAGUAUUUCCCAAGAAAUUACGAAAAAUUGUUGACAACGUUUCGUCAGGUGCAGCGUCUUUGACUGCUAACACAGAGUGAAUGCGAUGAUGAGAAAACCUUCGAUUGACCUAUAAAACUAUAUUCCAAAACCAAAAUUAGACAUGUUAUACAUGGUUAGAAAGCUUAUACUCUCAUCUACUGAAUAAAUGAAUUCUCAAUCAAGCCAGACUGAAAACAACACGUGCGCAGCAGCUUCUGGUCAGGUCUUACUGCAGAAAACAACGCCAGCUAGUAAUGCUGGCCCCACUUUUUGGUCCAGCACUCUGAAAGUUUCAAACAUAUUUUGGGAGUGAAGCCCGUUUUCUAUUCUUGCACAAUUAAUUUUCUCCACAUGAAAGUAACGAGUAACAGACGGAUAUCGCACAAAAGUAGUGGAGUAAAAAGUACGAUAUUUCGUUUGAAAUGUAGUGAAGUGAAAGUAAGAAGUCUCCCAAAUGGAAACACUUGAGUAAAGUAGAGAUACUUGAAAAAGGUACUUAAGUACAGUAAUGAAGUACAUGUACUUUGUUACUGUCCACCACUGCCCACUCCUCUCUAUUAUCCUUAUCCAAAGGGGGUCUUUUUACACAUAGAUGCCAUAUGCUGUACGUCAGCAACAUGCCGUUGGUUUCAUUUGACAAAACUUAUUCUUGUUAUGUUUGAUUUGAAAUAUGAUCUGUUCUGAAUUUUUUUUUUUUGAGUUGAUAUUCUCUUAUGAUCUACUGAUGUACACAUCACUUUUCUUGAUUAGGUUUCUCUAUGGUAUAUAAAUGUUUGAGGCUGUAAUGUAGGGACAAAUUGCAUGUCUACAGGUGUAUAUUCCAAAAAACUCUGCCAUUUCAUUGUUUGUUAGUUGUUUCAUUGUUAGGUUUUGAAACCCUGUUCUGUUUUAUAUUCUAAUUUAACUGGUACUCUUGAUUUUUUAAAUUAGGUUUACCUUUUUCUUUCAGUAUUAUAUCUUCCACUUUAGAAAUGUAUUAGAUGUUCUUAAUGUUAUUUGAUAUUAACCCAAUUACUCUGGAAAAAAGAAUUGGUUGCAUAUUGAGUUUUGUUUCUUAUGGUAAGACCAUACAUAUUAUGGCUUAUGAUGUAUUCAAGGCUUUUACCAUUUUAACAUGCAAGAAUUAAUGUGCAGUUACUGUUCAAUGGUGUAUACAAACAAAAAAAGUGUUAUUAACAAGUUAACCUAAUAAAGCUAUUUCAAAUACUC